AUAAAUUUAAUUAUAUAAAUUAACACUUACAUAACAAUAACAAUUAGAUGACCAAACGCAAAAUCAUUUCAAACUGAAGUAUUCGUAUACAAAUACAAAUAUAUAGCUUUAGGCAAAUCCAAAGCAUCACCUGGACAUUAGCGAGACUGUGGAUGUGCUAUUCCUUAUGUUGCUGGAGAAAAUCGAGGCUUAUAUGUAUACCUGCUAUCCGACGCGCGCUGCGGACUAUAGCUUAAAGUGCAUAAAGAUUUACGUACGGCGCGAGCUGAACUCAAACUCCUCCUCGUUAACGCAUGCGCCCCCAAAAUGCAUACUACCGUUACAGUAUCGUGUGAAGCAUGCCAUCGCAGCGCCAGCCACAAAGCCGAUCAGCGCGAAGGCUGCCGCCGACGCGAACCUGUAUUGCUUCCGCGUUUGUGCGCGCACCCAAGAGUUGUAUGUGGUGCCCUACCAGCUGGGCAAAUGUCCGAGCAGUACAUGCUCUACUGAAGUACAGCGUGCGCAACAAACUUGGGAUCGCGUAGGCUGUGGCGCCCAUUAUAUAAUGUUGCAGAGUGUAGACGGUGCUCAGCAACAACUCUUGGAGAUCUCGAACAUAUGUCGCUUUCUACGCACCGAUGACAGAUGAAAAAAAAAAAAAAAAAAAACGUG
Molecule: messenger RNA, 651 nt
Organism: Zeugodacus cucurbitae (melon fly)
Lineage: Eukaryota; Metazoa; Arthropoda; Insecta; Diptera; Tephritidae
Exons: 1
Coding region: 167-628 (153 amino acids)
Source: RefSeq, a predicted model, not a curated record